CAAUCUACUUUAUUUCUCAUUCACUAAUUUAGAAAAUAAUUAUGUCCAAGUAUUGUUAAUACGUGUAAUUCACUUUUCUUCAGAUUAUUUAUUUAACUCUAAAAAUGUUUCAUUAACUUUAUUACCAAGAUAAGUUUAAUAAUCUAUUUAAUUUAAAGUUAUAUCGUAGAAACUGAUUAUAAUUUACUACUGUUAAAUUAAAUUGUUAAUAAUUAUGGAUUCCUACUAGGUAAUAUGACAUUGCUAUAUUGUGUUACCCUUUAAAAAAUAAUGCAAAAAUUAAAUGUUGGAAUUACUAUGAAUAAAACUAACGGUAAGAUGGCGAAAUCAGUAUUUCUCAACAUCUAUGACAUAGCAGCAUAUCCUAACUAGCAUAAAAGUCUAUUACGGUACACUUUGUUGCUCACUAGUACUAACACACAUACUGAUUACGAAAUAAUAAGUUUAACCGACUCUAUGAAAAAACUUUUAAAAGAGUAUUCAAAUUCAAUGGUUAGUGUUGUUAAUACCUCUUCACUUUCAAAUUCAAAUGGUCAGAAAUUAACUACAAAAGUAAAAAAACUUUUUGAAUUAGUCGAUUCCUUUUGUGUUGAAAUUGAUGGUAUAAUGAAUAAUUUGAAAAAAACGCUAACUAUUGUACAUAAAAUUUUACGAAAUGUAUUAAGAGAAGAUAAUGUCGAUGUACAAAAAAAUGAAACAAGUUUGAUUGCAAAUGAUUAUGAAAAGCGAAUGAAAUGCAUGGAAGAUUAUGUCAGCGAGUUAGAAGGCCGUCUAAAAGAAUCACUUUUAUAUUUAAAUAAAACAAAGGAUGAAUCAAAACUGAAGGAAGAAAUUUUAAAUCUCAAGCAUAGAGAAAAUAACCAUUUAGUUAAAAUAAAAAGUAUGUCGGAUGAGUGGAAUAACAUUAAAAUUAAAUUUAGUAAAUCAGAAGAAAAACAGAAAUAUUCGAAUCAAGUUAUUAGUGAACUUCAGAUAUUUUCAAAUUUUAAGAGAAUAUUAGCAUUAUAUUUUAGACAGCCAAAUUGUGACGAAGACAAAAGUGCACUAAGCCUAUCUAAAGUUAGAAAACAACCUGAGUCACUCAAUGUACACGUAUCCUGCGAUCAUGAAGGAAGCGGAAUAGGAAAUAAAAUAAAUCCCGUACCACAUUUUUCAAAUAAAAAAAAAUGUUCAUUUAAACAAAAUCCAAUGUCUUCAGGUUUUCAACCUAAGGCGUACAGUACUCCGUUGCCACGAAAUUUAAAGAAUAAUAAUUGUACCAAAAGAAGGAGUCCUUCGGAUUUCCCUGUUUAUAACAAAGCGUUUACAAGUUAUAAAUGUACACAAUGUUCGAAUAUAAAUACUAAAGAUAAAGGGUCGAUGAUUUCAAAGUCUUUCUGCAAAUCGUGUACAAGUAAUUUUCCAAACAUUAAAAAAUGUGAAAUUCAUAAUCGUGAUGCAUAGUGUAACAUAAAUACAAUUUUAUAUCAUUAUUUUAGUAAAAAAAUUGUUUUCUUAUACAAACAUUUUUUUUGGAAUGUUUAAUAGUUAUUGACCAAUUUUAUUAUAGUGAUAGUUUUACUUAUGGCGUAAAUAAAAAAUAAAAUUACGGGAACUACGAUAAUUUUUAGGGUGUAAACUUCCUCCUUCUCGAUUCAUGUUUAUGUUGUUAAAAAUUCUACAUGGUAUUAAUUUAUACAUACAUACAUAUAUAUACACUGCAAAAAUAAACAUAUAUGUAAAUUAUAUUAUUUUAUUUAUAUCACAGUAUGAUUAAUAAUAAUAUUAUAAAGAGGUAACCCUAACAGUUUAAUAUUUAGGAUUAAUAUACAACAUUUUAGGAACAAUAAUAAUGUAUGAACAACGUUCAAUCUUGAAUGCUUUAUUCAUGAGAAUAAAUACUUUAUAAUUAAUUAUUGUUAAAGGAUUGAAAAGCACAUAACAAAAAUUAAACAUUAAUUGAAUUGAAAUUAAUAACAUUUAUUAUUUAAACCAAUAAAAUACAAUUUCUUAAACAAGUUACUAAUAAUUCAAUCGGAACAUUAACGUUACUUUUUUAAACUU
Messenger RNA from Daktulosphaira vitifoliae (grape phylloxera), 2043 nucleotides. RefSeq lists its product as uncharacterized. The coding region runs from base 457 to 1443 and encodes 328 amino acids. Lineage: Eukaryota; Metazoa; Arthropoda; Insecta; Hemiptera; Phylloxeridae. The transcript has 7 exons. The record is from RefSeq and is a predicted model, not a curated record.